GAGAGCCCUCACGCCAAGCGCAGGGACCGACAGAACAGUGCACGCAGCACAGCAAUCGCAGCCCCUCCCACGCCUCUCAAAGCUGAUUUAUUAAGCCUUAACCUCCUCCUUGGAGCACAGAGCAUCGCUGGUCCUGCACCUCCGCGGCGGCCGGCAUUUCGCAAGAAUCGAUGGGGUGCAAGUCGUGCCAGAAGCCCAAGGCGCAGCACCGCAAGGGGCUGUGGUCGCCGGAGGAGGACCAGAAGCUCCGCGACUACAUCGUCCGCUACGGCCACAGCUGCUGGAGCACCGUCCCCGUCAAGGCCGGGCUUCAGAGAAACGGCAAGAGCUGCAGGCUGCGAUGGAUCAACUACCUGAGGCCGGGGUUGAAGCACGGCAUGUUCUCCCGGGAGGAGGAGGAGACCGUCAUGAGCCUCCACGCCACACUAGGCAACAAGUGGUCUCAGAUAGCGCAGCACCUGCCGGGCCGGACCGACAACGAGGUGAAGAACUACUGGAACUCGUACCUGAAGAAGCGCGUCGAGGGCGCGCGGGCGCCAGCCAAGUCCGCCGGCUCGGACGCGCCCCGGAGCCCGACGCCCAGCGACAGCGGCCGCGAACGCAGCACCGUUAACCAGCCGUCCAACUCCGGCUCGUCCGGCCCGCCCGAGUCGUCGUCGACGGCCGACGACUCGAGCAGCCUCACCGGGCCCGGCGCGGCCGGCUCGAUCCGGCCGCACGCGCCCGUGCUCCCCAAGGUGAUGUUCGCGGACUGGCUCGACAUGGACAUGGACUACGGCGCCGGCCUGAUGGCUCCGAGCGCCCUGGACGCCGCCUUCGACUGCAGCCCGGCGCAGCAGGGCGCGAGCGGGAGCACCACGGUGGACGGUCGUUGCGGCGCCGUGGACUCGUUGCAGGGGCUCGGCGACGGCGGCAUCUGCUGGGAGUUCGAGGCGGACAUGCAGGGCGGAGGAGCAGGGUUCUGCGACCUGCUCUCCAUGAGCGAGUUCCUCGGGAUCAACUAGGCGGGAACCCCGGCGUCGCGGGUGAGGCAGCAGGCUAAGCCGACCGUCGUGAUCGAGCGAGCGGCGAAGUGUUCUGCGGCAAAGCGUCGCGGGGUGUUUGAUUCGUUGUUCCGUGCUGUAAAUCAUCGUGCCGUGUUUGUGCAGUUUUAAACUUUUUUUCUUUCUUUUUGCCUAUAAUUGUGCAGUCUUAAGGUUUAGAGUGUAGCGAACAAAGCGUUUAAUUUCUUCGUAAGAGUUUGUAGCCCCGCUCUGGUCCCGGGGAACGUGUAUACAGAAAUAACAACGAGGGCAGAGCGCAAGGAUUUCAUGGUUUCAUAGGUUCCGUA
This is a messenger RNA of Triticum dicoccoides, 1330 nucleotides long. Its product is annotated as transcription factor LAF1-like. The record is from RefSeq and is a predicted model, not a curated record. Bases 171 to 1004 code for a protein of 277 amino acids. The transcript has 3 exons. NCBI's taxonomy places the organism in Eukaryota, Viridiplantae, Streptophyta, Magnoliopsida, Poales, Poaceae.